Messenger RNA from Macroventuria anomochaeta, 4824 nucleotides. RefSeq lists its product as uncharacterized. Gene Ontology annotation, molecular function: ABC-type transporter activity; ATP binding; ATP hydrolysis activity. Gene Ontology annotation, biological process: transmembrane transport. The transcript has 2 exons. The coding region runs from base 166 to 4659 and encodes 1497 amino acids. Gene Ontology annotation, cellular component: membrane. The record is from RefSeq and is a predicted model, not a curated record. NCBI's taxonomy places the organism in Eukaryota, Fungi, Ascomycota, Dothideomycetes, Pleosporales, Didymellaceae.
CAACAAACGUCCCCAGGUCGUUUGCCUUCCUCUCUUGUUGUCAUUCUCUUCCUUUAUACGUUCCUUAAUACUAGUCUCUUAAUCGACGCGCCGCAGUGUGGAAGCACGUUCCCCUGCAAACAUCUAUUUCGGUAAUAGUGGCAAGGUGCGCCCUGCGUCGGCACCAUGGAGAACUCCAAUGUACCACUGAACCACUCCACUGCCCGUGAGGAGACCGAUGGCAAGACAUACGAGGCCAUUCACUCAGAUCGCCAUCACAUGAAACACGACAACGAAAGUGCCAGGACUGGCUCCAUUUACAAUGACACCGCACGUAAUUCCGAGUACGUCAAUGAGAAGGGCGCAGGCGAGGUCAAGGGCGGGAUCGCCGUUCAGCGCGCCGAGGCUGAGUUCGCCCAAUUGUCUAAGGAGCUUUCGCGCACGAGUGAGAUCUCGCGCCGCAUGAGCCGUAUUCAGAGUCACCGCAGCCACAAGAACCAGACGACCACCGAUAUCGAAAAGGGUGCCGACGGUUCCAGCAUUUCAUCAGAGGAAGCAUUCGAUCUCGAGAAGACCCUGCGCGGCAACCGCGAUGAGGAAGAGGCUGCAGGAAUCAAGUCCAAGCGCAUUGGUGUUGUAUGGGAUGGUCUGACUGUCAGCGGUAUUGGUGGUGUGAAGAACUACGUUAAGACUUUCCCGGACGCCUUCGUCUCCUUCUUCAAUGUGUUCGCGACUGCACAGAGCCUUCUUGGGCUCGGAAAGAAGGGUAAGGAAUUCGACAUCCUGAAGGACUUCAAGGGUUAUCUUCAGCCUGGAGAGAUGUGUCUGGUCCUUGGUCGUCCAGGCAGCGGUUGCACCACCUUUCUCAAGGUCAUCAGUAACCAGCGAUUUGGAUAUACCAACAUCAACGGCAAGGUCCUGUAUGGCCCUUUCGAAUCCGACUUCUUCGAGAAGCGGUACCGUGGCGAGGCCGUCUACUGCGAGGAAGACGAAAACCAUCACCCUACCCUGACUGUCGGCCAGACACUCGACUUCGCUCUUGAGACAAAGGUUCCCGGCAAACGCCCAGCUGGUCUGUCGCGACAAGCUUUCAAGGACAAAGUCAUCGACAUGAUGCUGAAGAUGUUCAACAUUGAGCACACCAGGAACACCAUUGUUGGUAACCCAUUCGUUCGUGGUGUAUCCGGUGGCGAACGCAAACGUGUCUCUAUCGCAGAGACUAUGAUCACAGGCGCAUCCCUCAUGUCUUGGGAUAACUCGACUCGUGGUCUCGAUGCCUCCACAGCCGUCGACUACGCACGAUCCUUGCGCACGCUUACCAACAUCUACAAGACCACUACAUUUGUUUCGCUUUACCAAGCCUCUGAGAACAUCUACAAAUGCUUCGACAAAGUUCUGGUCAUUGACAGCGGACGACAAGUCUAUUUCGGUCCCGCCGAUGAGGCGCGAGCCUACUUUGAGGGCCUUGGCUUUCUCGAGAAGCCUCGUCAGACCACUCCUGACUAUCUGACUGGAUGCACAGAUCCCUUCGAACGAGAGUACAAGGCCGGCCGAGAUGAAAGUAAUGCUCCUUCCACCCCGGAUCAACUGGCCGAAGCGUUCAACAAGUCGGAGACUGCCUCUCGACUGGCAACUGGGAUGACACAAUACCACGCUGCUAUGGAAGAGGAGAAGCAUGUCUACGACGACUUCCAGACCGCCGUCAAGGAGGGUAAGCGUCAUGCUUCGAAGAAGUCGGUUUACUCCAUUCCCUUCCACCUCCAGGUCUGGGCUCUGGCUAAGCGUCAAUUCUUGCUCAAGUGGCAGGACAAGUUUUCCCUCGUUGUCUCUUGGUUCACGUCUCUCGUCAUCGCCAUCAUCAUUGGAACCGUCUGGCUCAAUCUUCCGGAUACUUCCGCCGGUGCCUUCACUCGUGGUGGUGUCUUGUUCAUUGCUCUCCUGUUCAACGCUUUCCAGGCUUUCUCCGAACUCGCCAGUACUAUGUUGGGCCGUCCGAUCAUCAACAAACAUCGUGCAUUCACUUUCCACCGACCUUCGGCCUUGUGGAUUGCUCAAAUUGGAGUCGAUCUCAUCUUCGCCGCAGCUCAGAUUCUGGUUUUCUCCAUCAUUGUAUACUUCAUGACCGGGCUUGCCAGGGAUGCUGGUGCCUUCUUCACCUUCUUCCUCAUGAUCACCACUGGAUACCUCGCCAUGACAUUGUUCUUCCGAACCGUCGGUUGUCUUUGCCCUGACUUCGAUGUCGCUAUCCGUCUCGCUGCUACGAUUAUUACCCUGUUCGUCCUGACAUCCGGAUAUCUGAUCCAGUGGCAAUCCGAGCAAGUCUGGCUGCGAUGGAUUUUCUACAUCAACGCACUCGGUCUUGGAUUUGCUGCACUGAUGUUGAACGAGUUCUCUCGAGUCGACCUGACUUGCGCUGACACUUCGCUCAUUCCCUCUGGCCCAGGUUACACCGAUAUCAACGCUCAGGUCUGCACGCUUCCUGGUUCCGUUGCCGGUUCGAACAUCGUGCGCGGUCGUGAUUACGUCUCACAGUCAUUCUCAUGGCACGUUGGUGACCUCUGGAUGUACUGGGGUAUCUGCGUCGCUUUGAUUAUUGGUUUCCUGCUCGCCAACGCCUUCCUUGGAGAGUUCGUCAAGUGGGGUGCUGGAGGUCGUACCGUCACUUUCUUCGUCAAGGAGAACAACGAACUGAAGGAGCUCAACGCCAAGCUUCGCGAGAAGAAGGAUAGGCGCAACCGCAAAGAAGAGGGUGCAGAUGACAGCUCUGAGCUGAAUAUCACAUCCAAGGCAGUCCUUACUUGGGAAGACCUCACCUACGAUGUCCCUGUUCCUUCUGGCGAGCUGCGACUGCUUAAGAACAUCUAUGGCUAUGUUCAACCGGGGAAACUCACUGCGCUUAUGGGUGCUUCUGGUGCCGGAAAGACCACACUCCUUGACGUGCUCGCCAACCGCAAGAACAUUGGUGUCAUUGGUGGUGACAAGCUUAUUGACGGAAAGGUUCCGGGUGUAUCCUUCCAACGUGGAACUGCCUAUGCCGAACAACUCGACGUCCACGAGCCCGCCGCCACCGUUCGAGAGGCCCUUCGAUUCUCCGCCGAUCUUCGCCAGCCGUACGAGGUCCCUCAGGCCGAGAAGUACGCAUACGUCGAAGAAGUCAUCGCUCUGUUGGAAAUGGAAGAUAUCGCCGAUGCUAUCAUUGGUGACCCCGAGACCGGUCUUGCUGUCGAGCAGCGUAAGCGCGUAACAAUUGGUGUCGAACUCGCAGCCAAGCCUGAACUGCUCCUCUUCCUUGACGAACCUACUUCUGGUCUUGACUCUCAGAGUGCCUUCAACAUCGUUCGUUUCCUUCGCAAGUUGGCCGCUGCCGGUCAGGCUAUCCUGUGUACCAUCCAUCAGCCGAACUCUGCCCUCUUCGAAAACUUCGAUCGCCUUCUGCUUCUCCAGCGUGGUGGCCGGUGUGUUUACUUUGGUGACAUUGGAAAGGAUGCCCACGUUCUUCUCGACUACUUUCACCGCCACGGCGCUGACUGCCCACCCGCUGCUAAUCCGGCUGAAUGGAUGCUUGACGCCGUUGGCGCAGGUUCUGCUCCUCGCAUUGGCGACAAGGAUUGGUCCGAUGUCUGGACUGACUCUGAGGAGUUUGCCCAGGUCAAGCGCGACAUUGUUGCCAUGAAGGAGCAGCGUCUUGCUGAAGUCGGAUCAGCCGAGCCUGUGGAACAGAAGGAGUACGCCACACCACUCAUGUUCCAGAUCAAGCAUGUCAACAAGCGCAUGAACCUUUCCUUCUGGCGUACGCCCAACUACGGCUUUACUCGUCUCUUCAACCACGUCAUCAUCGCUCUGCUGACUGGUCUCAUGUACCUGCAGCUCGACGACUCGCGCGCAUCACUCCAAUACCGCGUUUUCAUCAUCUUCCAGGUCACCGUUCUUCCCGCCCUCAUUCUCGCCCAGGUCGAGCCGAAGUACGCCAUCGCUCGUAUGAUUUCUUUCCGCGAGCAGAUGUCCAAGGCCUACAAGACCUUCCCUUUCGCUCUCUCCAUGGUUGUCGCCGAGAUGCCCUACAGCAUCCUCUGCGCCGUCGCCUUCUUCCUUCCGCUCUACUACAUCCCAGGUCUCAGCUCCGAGUCUUCUCGCGCCGGUUACCAGUUCUUCAUCGUCCUGAUUACCGAGAUCUUCUCUGUCGUUCUCGCCCAGGCGAUCGCUGCGCUCACUCCCUCGCCAUUCAUUGCCGCCUACGUGAACCCCUUCAUUAUCAUCAUCUUCGCCCUCUUCUGCGGUGUCACGAUCCCCAAGCCGCAGAUCCCCAAGUUCUGGCGUGUCUGGCUCUACGAACUCAACCCCUUCACACGCCUCAUUGGCGGUAUGGUUGUCACUGAACUUCACAACCUGCCUGUCAAGUGCACGUCCAGCGAGUUCAACCAGUUCCGUGCUCCGCAGGGCCAGACUUGUGGAGAGUACAUGAGCGACUUCUUCGCCAACGGUGCGCCCGGUUAUCUCCUUGAUGAGGCCGCCAACCUUUGCAACUACUGCGCGUACAAGGUUGGUGACGAGUUCUACAACCCACUUGGAUACUCGUUCAGCAACAGGUGGAGGGAUCUCGGCAUCUUCCUUGCAUUCAUUUUCAGCAACUUGGCUAUCUUGUUCGUUGCCGCCCGCUUCUUGAACUUCAACCGUCGUUAAGCCUUGGCUUGUCGACGUAGUUCGAUGUCCUCAAGUUGUGUAAAAGUGUCCUAUUUAUUUAGAAUCAUGUAGACCUGAUAGAUCUUCAUUGGGCGGUGUUUCACACGUAUUUCGCCAGCGAAGUCAACUACUAGCAUAUAAUAUCUCCAAUGAAUUCAAUGUCAC